AUGUCUGUGAAGCCUAAAAGCAUCGAGAUCGCCAUCGACCGUGGUGGUACUUUUACUGAUGUUUGGGCCAAGAUUCCAGGGAAGCCAGAUGUGAUUCUGAAGCUCCUCUCUGUGAACCCGGACACCUAUGACGAUGCGCCUUCCGAGGGCAUCCGCCGCGUUCUAGAACUAGCGACGGGAGAGACUCUACCCAGAUCAAAGCUACUACCCAAGGAACUCAUCUACUCGAUUCGCAUGGGAACAACAGUAGCGACCAACGCGCUUCUGGAACGCAAAGGUACACGUCAUGCCUUUGUAGUAUCCGAAGGAUUCCGAGAUCUCUUGGACAUCGGCUACCAAACACGCCCAAGCUUGUUUGCUCUUGGGAUCCGCAAGCCAGAGCUGCUGUACGAUCAGGUCUGCGAGAUAUCCGAGCGUGUCGUAUUCGAAGGCUUCAGGCAAGAUGCUCGAUUUGGUCUCGACGACGGAUCCGGCGAGUUGGUGCGCGCCGUCACUGGCGAUCUUUUACGGAUUGUGAAGCCCCUGGACGAAUCCGAGGUUCGCGAGAAGCUGUCUACUAUCCUGGGCAAUGGGAUCGAUACAUUGGCCAUUUGUCUCAAACAUUCAUAUCUGUACCCCGACCACGAGCUUCGAAUCGCCAGCAUCGCCACGGAGAUGGGGUUCCAACACGUAUCAGUCUCGUCAGUAGUUGGGCGAGGCAUGAUCAAAAUGAUACCUCGAGGUAGCUCCUCCACCGCCGACGCCUAUCUGACACCGAAAAUCAAGGAGUAUAUCGGCGGGUUCGUCAAGAGAUUCGAGAACAACAACCUCGACGGCGUCAUCUGUGAGUUUAUGCAGAGCGAUGGCGGCCUUACUAGCUACGAUAAGUUUACUGGUCUCGGCGGUAUCCUCAGUGGCCCAGCUGGUGGUGUUGUUGGAUAUGCGAGGACGUCGUACGACGGCAGCACCCCGCUGAUCGGCUUUGAUAUGGGCGGAACGUCAACGGACGUCAGUCGCUAUGGCGGAACCUUUGAGCACGUCUUUGAAACCAAGACGGCAGGAGUGUCCAUCCAGAGUCCGCAACUAGAUAUCAACACGGUCGCUGCUGGCGGCGGCAGUAUGCUCUUUUGGUCAAACGGCCUCUUCAAAGUCGGGCCAGAGAGCGCGGGUGCUCAUCCUGGGCCGGCAGCGUACCGAAAGGGAGGGCCUCUUACCGUGACGGACGCGAAUGUCUAUCUGGGACGUAUCCUGCCGUCAUUCUUCCCAUCCAUCUUUGGCCCGGAUGAGAACCUACCAUUAGAUACCGAGAUUGUGGCCAAGAAAUUUGAGGAACUGGCCGCUGUCAUCAAUGCCGAGAGUGGCAGGUCCAUGACAACCUACGAGAUUGCUCUAGGCUUCCUCGACGUGGCAAAUGAGGCCAUGUGUCGGCCCAUCCGCGCCAUCACCGAGGCUCGCGGCUUCGACACGGGUCAGCAUCACCUCGCUGUAUUUGGGGGGGCGGGCGGUCAACACGCCUGUGACAUCGCCUCUAAACUCGGUAUCAAGCGCAUCAUCAUCCACAAGUAUUCGAGUAUCCUGUCGGCUUACGGUAUGGCUCUGGCCGAGGUGGUCCAGGAAGCUCAGGAGCCUAGCAGCGAAGUACUCGAUGCCGGCUCGCUCCCAAAGCUGCAAGCAAGGAUCGAGGUCCUGAAGCAAAAGGCAAGAGAGGGGCUGGCGGUGCAGGGCAUCCCAGAAAAGUCAACGGUGUACGAGUCGUAUCUCAACCUCAGGUACGACGGCACCAACACCAACUUUAUGAUUCAGCAAGUUCAGGGUAUUGAUUGGCGGACCAAACUCGAGGAGACACACCUGAGGGAGCUUUCAUUCGCCUUUCCCUCGGACCAUAGGGUGCUGGUCGACGACAUCCGCGUUCGAGCCAUCGGCACGAGCGAGACUGUUAAUGCAGACGCCACUGAGCUUCUCAAAGAGUUGGCUCAGGUUUCCUCCGGCAAUGAAGCCCCUGCUCAGACGGAAAGGAGCCGUGUAUACUUUUCCCCGGACCCAGUUGACGCCCAAAUUAUCAGCUUGGAGGGUAUCAAGCCCGGAACCGUUAUUCCUGGUCCCUGCACAAUUGUGGACAGCACGCAGACCAUUGUCUUGAUACCGGGAUCCAUUGCAAAGGUUCUGUCUUCUCACAUUGUGAUUGAGAUGCCAGAAGCUAGAUCCAAGAACCUCGGCGGUGAUGGGAUUGACGUCGUCGACCCAGUCAAGCUAAGUAAGACGAGCAUUUCUCUCAAUAUCAAGGAGCGGUUGGACUUUUCGUGUGCUAUCUUUGGUCCUGAAGGUGAUCUCGUUGCCAACGCGCCUCAUGUUCCCGUACAUCUCGGCAGUAUGAGCUAUGCCGUCAAAUACCAGCACCAGUUGCACAAAGGGAACCUGAGACCUGGAGAUGUCCUCGUGAGCAACCAUCCAGCGGCGGGCGGGACGCAUUUGCCGGACAUAACCGUCAUCAGCCCCGUGUUUGAGGUGGAUGGUAAAACCAUCUGCUUUUACACAGCCUCUAGGGGACAUCACACGGACAUUGGCGGCCUCGACGGCACGUCCAUGCCCCCCAACUCGGUUCACCUGUGGCAAGAGGGUGCGAUGAUUGAGUCCUUCUUCUUGGUGCGAGAUGGCAAGUUCGACGAGGAGGGCAUCGUCAAGCUGCUCACUGAUCCCGGACAAUUUCCCCGGGUGACCCCCUCCCGCAAGCUGCCCGAGAACCUGUCAGAUCUCAAGGCCCAAAUCGCCGCCAACACAAAGGGCUGUCAGCUGAUCGUGGCUCUUAUGGGCGAGUACGGCACGCCUACAGUGCACUUUUAUAUGGACAAGAUACAGAAGAAUGCCGAGCUGGCCGUGAGGACGUUCCUCAAGGAGACGCGGCUGCGGCGCGGCGCGUAA
Clonostachys byssicola is the source of this 2898-nucleotide messenger RNA. The record is from the annotation of a GenBank genome assembly. NCBI's taxonomy places the organism in Eukaryota, Fungi, Ascomycota, Sordariomycetes, Hypocreales, Bionectriaceae.